Molecule: messenger RNA, 1630 nt
Organism: Symbiodinium sp. CCMP2456
Lineage: Eukaryota; Dinophyceae; Suessiales; Symbiodiniaceae
Source: the annotation of a GenBank genome assembly
AUGGAGUCUUCGCUCGAUCCUGAUGGCUUAGACAAAAAGGCUUGGCUGUAUGCUGUGACAGUGCUUGAAGUGAUGUUGCUCGGCAAGGUUCUGUGGAUGGCAGGCCAGAAACGCAAAUCGCUGACGGCUUUUUGGCGCGGAUGCCGAAGUUGCACCUCAUGGUGCUCGCCCGAUCAUAGCAAGUUCAGCCAAGAGGAGCUGAGAAUGAUCAAGAGCCGGGUACGACAAGCCCGUGCUGAGAUGGCAGUCAGUGUCAACAGCUAUUUGCUAGCUUGCUGGGGAUUUGCUUGCCUGUCGGUUCAGGUCAAUAUGUCUCUAGGCACUCCGAGGUGGAUGUCACCGCAGUUCAGUUGGCUUUGCGCCGUUCACCUCUGCUUUUUUGGUGUUGGCUUCCUUGUUCCACGCGUGCUGCGACCAGGCACGCUUGAUAUGUGGUAUUUGUGCGUCGUGAUGCUGAUCGCCUUGACAAUUUCGCCCAUAGCUACCACGAAGGUGCAGAGCACUCAGGUGGCCAUGGCCUCAUUUGCAGUCGUCCGGGUGCCUGCUGUACUGGUUUGCACAAGGCCAUGGUUGGUAGUCGUUUGCGAGAUGGGCAUGGUGGCUGAAACUCAACUGCGGGCCUUCACAGGUACUUAUUCGGCUGAAAGCCACACCAGUUACGAGUCCUCCCAACUCAAUCUCGGUCAGACCACUUUGUGGAGCUUCAUGCUUGUGUGUCUGGCAUCCAUAGCAGUCGAGCGAGCGUGGCACAGCCGGGAAGCGCAGGGUUUGCUGAUUAGUAACGCGACAACGGAGCUGUCAGCGGCUACGUCUCUUCUCGAGCUUACUUGCGAUGCGGUGGUGGAGCUCGAUGGUGACUUACAGCUCACGUCUCCAGGUGCCGACAUCGCUUCUCUGCUGUUGAAGGAUCCGAGGGUGUCGCUGCAAGGCAAAUGCUUCACAGAGUUUGUCGCGACAAGCGACGAGGCAGAGCGGGCAGAACAGCUUCUGAGGGGCUCCGACCGAGGUGUCCACACGGGGGCUUUCCACACACGGCUGGUCGAUAGCUGUUCCAGCAAGUUCAGAACGGAGGUUUUCCAUGUGAGCUACAGCCGACUGGGUGGACAGACUCGCCAUCUGCUGGGUUUGCGGGACUUUACGGAUCAAGCCUCACUUGCAGGGCGAAGAGCUGUGGACAGCACUGUGGGCCGAGGAGCAUUUGAGCUUGAGCCACACGAGGGCCAAGGCAAUGGGAAAGAUCUGCAGAGCUUGCAGAGCCGAUCUGAAGCAGAGGUGAACCGACUAGAAGACACUCGCCACCUUGUCUACGUGCAGAUCGACAUGGACAGCUUGCAAGUUGUCACGGCAUCAGUUCGCACCCCUUUCUUCGCGGGCAAGCCUUUGGAUGAGAUCCUUGGUGAGGCAGAGAUGAACUUCUUCCAGCAGGUCUGGCAGCAGGUGCAAGUUCUUGACCGGCACAAGGAGCUGGCGACCAAAGAACUCACCGUCACGUCUUUGUACCUGCAAUGGGGUUUCAAAGAGGUCUGCGUUUCUGGGCGUAUCGAGGUCACGAAGCAGUCUGAUGGCCGGCUCGGCUUCUUGUUCUGUUUUGAAGAGCCGGAUGUAGAGCGAUCGACAGCAUCGACGCCCC